AUGCCCAUCGUGGGCCGAAGCCUCGCCAUCUUUAUGGUGUCAAUUGUUAUGAUGUGUAUCUCCACUGUGAUGGUUGCAUUACGAACUUUUGUGCGACUGUAUAUCCUCCAGGCCUUUGGCUGGGAUGACGCUCUGAUGGUUGUUGCAUUGAUCCUUUUUAUUUGUUUGGAUGUAUGUUCCAUUAUCGGAGCAAUGAAUGGGGUCGGGCACACAUAUACAGACUUUACAAGUAUAGAUAUCUAUAGGAGAGCACUUCUGUUGUGGUGGCUUGGUCAAAUGCUCUACAUAUGGGCCUCAGCAGUUGCCAAAAUAUCAAUCGCCGUUGCGCUCCUCCGGCUAGCCGUCAGAAGGUCCUACCGGGUGAUGAUUUGGAGCAUUAUUGCGGUUAUCAUUGCCGUUGGACUUAUGCUCUGGCUUGUGCUACUCUUCGCCUGCAAUCCCAUCUCUCACUUCUGGCAACAAGUGAAUCCAAUGGACAAGGGAACGUGCUUGUCGAUGUACACAAUCUUAGGCGUCACUUACUUUUACAGCUCCGUGACUAUAUUGUGUGAUGUCUCACUUAGCCUGCUACCAAUUUUCCUCGUCUGGAAUCUGCAAAUGAAUAGCCGAACGAAGCUUGCAGUAGGAGGAAUCCUCGGGUUAGGGUCAAUUGCAAGCGUGGCAGUAAUAUGUCGACUUCCAGUUCUACCAUUCUAUGCGACCGGUGAUUUCCUUUACUCAACCUACCAGAUCGCCAUAUGGUCUAUUGUCGAGACCUGCCUCGGAAUUACAGCAGGCAGUCUCAUCACUCUUCGACCCUUAUUCCGCUGGUUCCUGGAUGGGAAUUCGGCUCAUAAUCACACGUCAUCCCACCAAGGAACUUAUUCAUGGCCAUACCCACUGUCUGAUUUGCAAAAUGAGCCCAUGAAAACAUCGCGAAGUACGAAUCAUUGGCGCCCUGAUCUCGACCCCGAUGACGCACGUACCAUUGUUACAGUCUCAUCGCAGCGGAGGAAUAAACUCCACGUUAGCAGCAGCAGUCAAGAAGCCUUGUACCCUGAGCCGAGAACGCCAAAUCGAGUCACGGUACAGACGAGCUUUAUACAAACAGUGACAGAGGGGAGUAAAUAG
Penicillium hordei is the source of this 1110-nucleotide messenger RNA. RefSeq lists its product as uncharacterized. The record is from RefSeq and is a predicted model, not a curated record. The coding region runs from base 1 to 1110 and encodes 369 amino acids. The transcript has 5 exons. NCBI's taxonomy places the organism in Eukaryota, Fungi, Ascomycota, Eurotiomycetes, Eurotiales, Aspergillaceae.